Molecule: messenger RNA, 1462 nt
Organism: Colletotrichum destructivum
Lineage: Eukaryota; Fungi; Ascomycota; Sordariomycetes; Glomerellales; Glomerellaceae
Product: Putative rossmann-like alpha/beta/alpha sandwich protein
Exons: 2
Coding region: 361-1341 (326 amino acids)
Cellular component (GO): plasma membrane
Source: RefSeq, a predicted model, not a curated record
UAUUGAUCAGCUAAGCCUCCUUCGAUGGCCGCGGGAUGCGACAUCGAUCCCCACGUAUCACACACUCUAACGUGCAAGAACCUUACCAAUCGUCUAAUCCUAAGAAUAGCUUCAUUCAAAUUCAACUUUGUCCCAGCUGUAAAGCGCAAGCGGUCAGCUUUCUGCUCCCCCUAGGACGUACCCGGCACAGACAGCUCCUUGAUUACUAUUCAACCGCGGCAAAGUCGGAAAUACCGGGUAUACCAAAUCCGGCUUAGUGCAUUCGUGUGAACCCUCGUCAUCAACCUCAACAUUCUCUCCGCAUCAAAUGAGAUUGGCGAUGCCAUCUAAACCUCACCAAUACUAGUGUUUGGUGUCGCAAUGGCAGAAGAAGCAGCAAGUGCAGUUAAUUCGCUGGCGGGAUUUCUAGCUCAUGAGCAGAUUUCAAAUGUUGAAGAGCUGAAUCGCUUCUUUCGAUCCCUCCCGCACACCAACAGCAACAUCGGAGAAGGGCAGCGUCUGCCUAGUCCUACCGAUGCUAUCGUCUUCUGCGCGUCUUCAGUGCUAUCUUUAGCUGAUAAUGUUUUCUCCGCACUUUCCAAAGUAUCUCCCCAGUCCAGCACGAAGCUUGAUUUACAAGGGAGAAACACAGUGCUGGUUUUAUGCGGCGGCGUCGGGCAUUCGACGCCAUACUUAUACGACGCAAUAGCAAAGCAUGAAGUGUAUAACGCUGUCGCCAAAGAUGCUCAAGGAAAAGCCGAAUCACGUGUCCUGCAGUUGAUCGCGGAACGUUGGUUCGAUAUCCAAGUCCAAGAGAUAGGAUCCGAGGGGGCAAUGAUCUGCCCAGAUGACAGGAACAGACUUUUGGUUGUUGUUGAGGACCAAUCCACUAAUUGCGGCGGCAAUGCAUUGGAAUCUCGAAGAGUGCUGGAAGCAUGUGGAGUUAAUACGCCCCGAUCAAUCAUUGUUGUCCAGGACCCGACAAUGUCACGGCGGACCGUCGCGACGUUCGAGAAGGAGUAUCAACAGGGGAGUACCGUCAUGCCCCGUGUGAUGAACUGGCCGACUUUCACUCCCAAAGUGACAGUCGGAGAUUUCGUUGAAAAUUCAGGGGGAAUUGAUAUACUAAGUCAACUCACUUACGUCAACAAUCAUCCCGGGAACAGCUUCAUCUCGGGCUUGUGGGAAAUGGAACGUUUCGUGGACCUGCUUUUAGGGGAAAUACCUCGUCUACGAAACAACACACACGGAUAUGGGCCCAAGGGAAAAGGGUUCAUUGUUCAUGUCGAUAUCCCAGAGAGAAUUGAGCAUGCAUGGAAAGUUUUACAUGUACUGUUUGGAGAAUGGACUCGAAACCGAUAGAAGACGCAAGUGUAGGUCAAAGCAUCCUGCUAGUCACUUGACAGUAAUUUCUGAGACGAACCCUUUGCUAGUGUCUGUGGAUUAUGAGACUUACAGUAUGUUGGGGUUAGAUAAUUACGAC